UGAUUGAAUAUUUACUCUAAUCUGUGGUCCUUUUUGAUUAGUUGAUUACUGUCUCUGUGUGGUGUGCAUUGAUAAUUAGACUGGAGUGGCCUAUUCAAACACAUAUUUUGUAUUAUAUUUUAUUAUUAUAUCAACCAAUAGUUAUAAUAGUAUCAGAUUUUAUAAUCAUCAGUAUAUAAACACAGUCGUUUUACAAUGUCUAUACAAAAGAAAAAAAUAAAAUCUAAAAAGCUGAGGACAGCGUUAGCAAAGGAACUGAGUUUCGUAAAAAAUGUUUUUUCAAUGUUAUCCAUACCACUGCAAAUCAAAAAUGAGGAUGAAGAUAUGGAUUUUGAAAUAGAACAUAAAUCUGCGGAAAAUAAAGAAAUUAAUGAUCUAUCUAAAAGAGCUCGCAGCAUUGCUGAACUGGAAGAAAAAUUAGAAAAAAUAAAGUCACAGAACAAAUUUACACUAAAAAAUAAACUAGCAAAAAAAAGUUUAAAUAGCAAACUUAACAAGAAGAUGAAGAAAAAAGAGAGAUUGAAUAAAAAAGGCAUGAAAAUGACUAAGAAUUUAACACAAAUUGAACAGAAAACAGUAGAAAAAUCUGAAUCGAAGGAAGUUAAUAAAUUUAAUAUUGCAAAACCAGUUUUUAACAAUGAUGGUAAAUUGGUAUUUUCAAAGUUUGAUUUUGCUAAUGUUGGGCAGAGAGAUAAAGGAAUGAAAGCAGAAAAAGAUCCUCAAAAGAUUUUAAAUAAUUUGAAGCAACAAGAAGAGAAAAUACGAAGAUUGGAAGAGACUGAAAAUGAUAAAGCGAGAGAAUUUAAAGAAAAAGUGGCAUGGAAAAAUGUAUUAGAAAAAGCUGAAGGACAGAAAGUGAAAGAUGAUCCAUCUUUGCUAAAGAAGUCUAUUAAAAGAAUGGAGCAAAAGAAAAAACACAGUAAAAAACAAUGGGAAAACAGAAUAAAAAAUGUAGAACAAAAGAAGGAAGAAAGGCAAAAGAAGAGGAAAGAAAAUAUUGGAAAAAAGAAGAAAGAGAAAAAAGCGAAAGUUUUGAAAGCAGCUGUUAAAAGAGGUCGCGUUGUUAUAUGAAUAAUCUUUAUAUAUUUAAAAGUAAUAGAAAUAAAUAAUUGCAUUCAAGUUUACGAAAUUAUAAGAAAUAAAUAAUUUACUUUUGCUAUA
Molecule: messenger RNA, 1161 nt
Organism: Galleria mellonella (greater wax moth)
Lineage: Eukaryota; Metazoa; Arthropoda; Insecta; Lepidoptera; Pyralidae
Gene: Surf6
Product: surfeit locus protein 6 homolog
Biological process (GO): ribosomal large subunit biogenesis; ribosomal small subunit biogenesis
Cellular component (GO): nucleolus
Molecular function (GO): RNA binding; DNA binding
Source: RefSeq, a predicted model, not a curated record